AUGAUCAGUCAUUACGAAGGAGAUUUGAAAUUUAAGCUUUUAAAAAAAAUUGAUUACAAUAUUGAAUUAAAGGAUGUUUUUAGAUCAGGUGAUGAAGCAAUUGAGAGUAUGAAUACUGAUAAAGAUUUUGAGAUAGAAUCUAUGAGUGAUUAAGAUAAUUGCAUAGAUUAGCAAAUGGAAAGCAAGAUUAAUGAGAAAUUAGUUUAAAAGCAGUAUGGUAUCAGAGAAGUUAUGAAAUACUAUGGCCCUAAAAGACUUGUAGCGUUAUCUUUCAUUAGCACUUUCUUUGGCGCUUUUGGAUUUCCAUUAAAUGGAAUGAUGUUUGCAAAAAUAUUUACAAUCAUGUUGAGGCCGGAAUCACCCACUUAUAUAGCUGAUAGAAACUUUUGGUGCUCACUAUAUACAAUUUUGGCUGUUUUAAUUGGAAUUUUCGAAUUCUUGAAUAAGAGAAACGGAAAAGUCCUCAAUGAAAAUCUUAUUUACAAUAUACGAACAAAGCUUUAUUAGAGCAUUCUCAGGAAGAAUUUAGGUUGGUUUGAUCGCUAAGAAAGAGCACCUGGUGUUUUAAGUAAUUUAUUUUCUGAGGAAGUUAAUUAUCUAAAUGGUCUAACAAGUGAAUUCUACUAUAGUAUUUUAGAUGCAUCUAUGUGCAUGGUAAUAGGAUGCUGCUUAUCAUUUUAAAUCAACUGGAGAAUAGCAUUAGUCAGUCUUGUUACUUGCCCUGUAAUGUUGUUUACAGGUUUCGCUUAGCACAUUAUAGUCCAUUUAAGUGCUAAAAAUUCAAAUAAAUAAGGAAAUAAACAGAUAAGUAUAAAAGAUCCUUAUAAUAAAGCUAAUGCCUUAUUGUCAGAUGUGAUUCUAAAUUACAAAACAAUAAUAAGUUUUGGGCCUAAAAACAUUGAUUACCUAAUUAAGAUUUAUGGUGAUUUACUGCUACAUCCUUAUAAAAUGGGAGUAAGAAACGCUCACAUUUCAGGUUUUCUAAAUGGAUAUGCAAUUAGUGCCAGAUACCUUUAUAUUGCAUUCAUAUUCUAGAUAACUGGCAUCUUUAUAGAGCAGUACAAUUACGACCCAUUAGAUAUGUUUGUUGCUAAUUAUACGGUAUAUAUGGCAGCUUUUGGAGCUGGAUUCACUUUAUCCUAAUUACCCUCACUAUCAUAAGCAAAAUCAGCUGCUAAUAAAAUUUUUGACAUCUUAAAUGAGAAUUAAGGAAAGGAUAAUCAGGAAGCAGACAAUUUUGUGAUUAAGCAAGGAAUAAUUGAAUUUAGGGAUGUUGUAUUUUAGUAUCCAUCAAGAACUGAAAAAGUCUUAAGAAAACUUAGUUUUUAGGUGCCUGAAGGAAUGAAGAUAGCAAUAGUUGGAAGAUCAGGAAGUGGCAAGAGCACUGUUGCUAAUCUCUUGCUGAAAAUGUAUGACAUUUAGGAUGGCCAAAUUUUAAUAGAUGGAGUAGAUAUAAAAACUAUAGAUACUAAAAAUCUAAGAACUUAAAUUGGAUACGUUAUGCAAGAACCUAUUUUAUUUAACCUGACAAUCAAGGAAAACAUUCAAUAUGGCAAAUAAGAAGCUACAAAUCAGGAAAUUUUAGAAGUUGCAAAUUAAGCAAAUGCACUAUAAUUCAUUGAAAAAAUUCAAGAAGAUAAUCUAGAGAUAGAAUAACUUUCAAUCAAUGGAAGAAAAAUUAGUGAUUAAGACUAAUAUAGCCCUUUAGUAUCAAAACUUCACCCUGGAUUUGAUAAGAUUUGCGGCCUUAAAGGCUCAAUGCUUUCAGGAGGCUAGAAAUAAAGAAUAGCAAUCGCAAGAGCUUUGAUUAAGAAUCCAAAAAUAUUAAUUCUUGAUGAAGCUACCUCUGCUCUUGAUGAAUAAUCUUAGAAUAUUGUAUAAUAGGCUCUUGACAAAGCAAUGGAAGGAAGGACUAGCAUAGUGAUAGCUCAUAGAUUAAGCACUAUUAAGAAUUGUGAUUGGAUAUUAGUUAUUCAUAAGGGUAAGGUAGUUGAGUAGGGCACUUAUAAAGAACUCGCAGAAAAUAAACAAACUUACUUUUUCAAACUUAAAUCAGGGAUGGAAAUGUGA
Messenger RNA from Stylonychia lemnae, 2070 nucleotides. The record is from the annotation of a GenBank genome assembly. NCBI's taxonomy places the organism in Eukaryota, Ciliophora, Spirotrichea, Sporadotrichida, Oxytrichidae.